Trichophyton benhamiae CBS 112371 is the source of this 1182-nucleotide messenger RNA. RefSeq lists its product as uncharacterized. The record is from RefSeq and is a predicted model, not a curated record. Gene Ontology annotation, molecular function: phosphatidylinositol transfer activity. The transcript is spliced from 2 exons. Lineage: Eukaryota; Fungi; Ascomycota; Eurotiomycetes; Onygenales; Arthrodermataceae. The coding region runs from base 1 to 1182 and encodes 393 amino acids.
AUGGCCUCUGAAGGCACGGCUGCACCGCCACAAGACCUUGCAAAGGAGAAUGUUAAGCCAGAAGGAACCAUGCAAACGGAAGCGAAUAAGAAUGAAAAGCCCGAACCCGCAGAAAAGACCGUUGAUAUCUCCGACCUUCCGUUAUCCGCAGCUGACGGACUGAUUAAAACUCUCUUUCGCGGACCACUUGACUCUUGCAAGCCUACCCCGCCAGCAGAGCUAACUGCCGAACAGAAAUCUAAGUACGACAGCCUCCUAGCGUUGGUGAGAGGGUGGACCACGAUACCGACUACGUCAGCAAAGAAUGCACCUCGUGAGCCACUCAGUGAUGACGAAUGCAUGUUCCUCACACGAGAAUGCUUACUCCGAUACCUUCGUGCUACAAAGUGGAACGUUGCUAGUGCAGAGACCCGACUGCAGGCGACCUUGACAUGGCGUCGCGAGUACGGCGUGAAGGAGCAUACUCCGGAAUACAUUUCAAUUGAGAAUGAGACCGGCAAACAGGUGAUCCUGGGUUAUGACAUUCAUGCUAGGCCCUGUUUGUACCUUAAUCCUAGCAAGCAGAACACCGAACACAGUCCCCGUCAGAUCGAACAUCUCGUCUUCAUGAUUGAACGUGUCAUCGAUCUCAUGGGCCCUGGCCAAGAGUCUCUUGCACUGCUCGUGAAUUUUAAGGAGACCAGCUCUGGACAGAAUGCGACUUUGUCUCAGGGAAGACAAACUCUGAGCAUCCUACAAAACCAUUACCCAGAGCGCCUCGGCAGGGCUCUAGUUAUUAAUAUGUCCUUCUUCAUUCUUGGCUUCUUCAAGCUGAUCACUCCUUUUAUCGACCCGCUGACGAGGGAGAAGUUGAAGUUUAACGAAGACAUGCGCCAGCAUGUUCCGCCUUCUCAACUCCUCAAAGCAACCGGUGGAGAUGUUGAGUUCGAGUAUGACCAUUCUGUCUACUGGCCAGCUUUGAAUGCCCUAGCUGCUCAGAAACGGCAGGCCUACCGUGAGAGGUGGAUUCAGGCAGGCAAAUUUAUAGGUGAACACGAAGACUACCUCAAGGGGGGAUCCGGAAAGUGUCUUCGAGAAACACCUCCCACAGCGGCCGAGGCCGAGCUUGAGGAGAAAAUGGUGAACUUGGCUGUUGGCAAUUCGGAUAAGUCCCAGCCCGCGACCACUGCGACGAUUUCCUAA